UUAAUCCGAAUGAAGUUGGUCACUCUAAUCGUGAAUGGUAGCCUAACAAAAUUGUGAAUGUGAAAAACUUGUAGAAUUUCUGCCGGAAAAAUUUCAGUAGACUUCGAGUUUUAAACUAAAAGAAAAGUGAUACACAUACUACCUUGCCUACCAAUUUCUGUUGAUUAAAUUUGUACUUUUUGAAGUCCUCGCUAUGGCGUCACAUCAGUACCAUCAAAUAGCAAAUUUGCUGGAAAAAAUGACAUCGACCGACAAGGAUUUUCGAUUCAUGGCGACAAAUGAUUUGAUGACCGAAUUACAAAAGGACAGCAUUAUUCUUGACGACGAAUCGGAGAAAAAGGUGGUGCGAAUGGUGCUGAAACUUCUAGAGGACAAGAACGGCGAGGUGCAGAACCUGGCGGUGAAGUGUCUGGGUCCCUUGGUCAACAAAGUAAAGGAGAUCCAGGUGGAGACGAUUGUUGACUCCCUUUGCGCCAAUAUGAUGUCCAACACAGAGCAGCUCCGCGACAUCUCGAGCAUUGGUCUUAAAACAGUUAUCGCUGAACUGCCUCAGUCCUCCAAUUCCCUAGCCCCCAACGUCUGUCAGCGGAUCACCGGCAAAUUGAGCACAGCUAUUGAGAAGGAGGACGUUUCUGUUAAACUCGAGUCGCUCGACAUUUUGGCGGAUCUGCUCUCGCGGUUCGGCGAGUUUCUGGUUCCGUUCCAUAGCACUAUUCUUAAAGCGUUGAUGCCCCAAUUGGCCUCCUCGCGUCAGGCUGUUCGCAAGCGCACUAUUGUCGCGCUCUCCUUCCUGUUGAUCCAGGCCAAUAGUAACGCUUACAAUGGCGUUAUUGAUCACAUGCUCGAUGGUCUGGAGAAUCCACCGAACCCUGCUGCCAUACGAACUUAUAUCCAGUGCUUGGCUUCGAUUUGCCGCCAGGCUGGCCAUCGCCUAUGCAACCACAUCGAUCGCUCCAUGCUCUUACUGAGCCAAUACAGUCAGCGCGAUGACGAUGAGCUGCGUGAAUUUUGUCUGCAAGCCUGUGAGGCUUUUGUUAUGCGCUGCCCUGAUGCCAUAAAUCCGCACAUUCCCAUGAUACUUGAGCUGUGCUUAAAGUACAUCACGUACGAUCCAAACUAUAACUAUGAGACCGAUGAUGGCGAUACUGGUUACGCCAUGGACACCGAAGAGGAUGAGUAUGUGGACAGCGAGGAGUAUAGUGACGACGACGACAUGAGCUGGAAGGUGCGUCGGGCUGCCGCAAAGUGCUUGGAGGUUCUGAUUGCUACACGUCAGGAACUUAUCGAGGACUUUUACCGCAGCUUGAGCCCGGCUCUAAUUGCUCGCUUUAAGGAGCGUGAGGAGAAUGUGAAGUCUGACAUAUUCCAUGCUUAUGUGGCACUGCUGAAGAACACUCGUGCGAGCGAUGAUGUGGCUAACGACCCUGAUUCUAUGGAUCAGGUGUCGGGACCGACGUCACUGCUAAUUGAACAGCUACCGUUAAUCGUUAAGGCUAUACAGCCGCUAAUGAGGGAAAAAUCGAUGAAAACGCGUCAAGACUGCUUCCUCUUGCUGCGCGAACUGUUGAAUUCACUGCCCGGCGCCCUGGGUCCCUACUUGGACAGCAUUGUACCCGGCAUUAGCUAUUCAUUGAAUGAUAAGAGCUCGACAAGCAACAUGAAAAUAGAGUCCCUAGGAUUCCUUUAUUCGUUGCUCCAGGGACAUCCUCCACAUGUAUUCCACCCACACAUACCGUCAUUGGUGCCCCUGGUGGUCGCCUCGGUGUUCGACCCCUUCUACAAAAUCGCCACUGAAGCCCUCUUGGUUCUUCAGCAGUUGGUUAAGGUUAUAAGACCGCUAGAAGGAAAUGCGGCUAAGUCUGACUUUGAUGCACCGUCCUUUGUGGGCGAAGUUUACUCGUGCACGCUGCAAAAACUGAAAGUUACUGAUGUAGACCAGGAGGUUAAGGAACGGGCCAUCGCCUGCAUGGGACAGAUUAUCGCCAACAUGGGCGACUUGUUGAAAAACGAACUACCUGUUUGCCUGCCCAUAUUUAUGGAGCGAUUGAAGAACGAGGUAACCCGGCUGAGCAGCGUAAAGGCUUUGACACUCAUCGCUGCCUCCUCGCUCCACAUUGAUCUUACUCCCAUUCUCCACGACGUGCUGCCGGCUUUGGGGACAUUCCUACGCAAGAACCAUCGUGCCCUGAAACUCCACUCGCUCGAUCUUAUUAAUAAAAUUGUCAUCAACUAUUCGAGCAACUUUGAGCCGAAUCUACUGCAGACAGCGAUUGUUGAAAUCCCACCUCUCAUCUCAGACUCGGAUUUGCACGUAGCUCAAUAUUCGCUUACUCUGCUCAGUACUGUGGCUCGUCGUCAGCCCCAAGCCCUUGUUGGAAUUCACGAGCAAUUCCUUCGAUCGGUGCUUAUUUUGGUGCGAUCGCCUUUGCUGCAGGGAACUGCAUUGAACUGCACCUUGGAGCUGUUCCAAGCUUUAGUACAAACCCAGCUGACAGGUUUGGAUUAUCAAUCGCUGGUCUCGAAGUUAAUGGGUCCAGUCUUAGCUGGCGGAGGCGAUGGUUCUUCUAGAGCCACAGGCGGUGCUCCCAGCGAGCAGGUGCAGCUGCACAAGCAGGCUUACCACUCGUCGGCCAAGUGCAUCGCUGCUCUCACCCAGCAGUGCCCUCAGGUGGCGACACCCUUGGCUACCAAGCUGAUUACUGAUCUACAGAAGCGAAAUGAUACGGAAAUCAUCUUCUGCCUGCUCACAAUUGGAGAGAUUGGCCGACACUUUGAUUUAAGCAGCAUUCAGGUCCUGCCCCAGACCAUUAUUGAAUGCUUUGGAGCCACCUCUGAGGAUGUGAAGGCAGCAGCGUCUCAUGCUCUUGGAGCUGUAUCCGUGGGCAGUCUACAGACCUAUCUGCCGCUGAUUCUAAAUGAGAUUGAGGUGCAGCCCAAGCGUCAAUACCUGCUUCUGCACUCCCUAAAAGAAGUGAUCUCAUCACUUUCCGUGUCACCGAGUGGACUUGCCCAACUUUUGCCUUCGGUUCCGUCUAUUUGGAGCCAGCUUUUUAAGCAUUGUGAAUGCUCGGAGGAGGGUUCACGCAACGUGGUGGCCGAAUGCUUGGGUAAACUUGUUCUGGUUAAUCCCGACGAGCUACUUCCGCAGCUCCAGCAAGCCUUGCGUUCCGAAAGCCCCACCAUGCGCACCGUGGUGGUGUCCUCCGUGAAGUUCACUAUCUCCGAUCAGCCUCAGCCCAUCGACGCAUUGCUCAAACAGAGCAUUGGCGAGUUCCUGUUCGCCCUGCGGGAUCCGGAGCCGCAGGUGCGACGUGUUGCCCUUGUUGCAUUUAAUUCGGCGGUGCAUAACAAGCCAAGCCUGGUGCGGGACUUGUUGCCCACCCUUUUGCCGUGGCUUUACUCUGAGACGAAGGUGAAGAGCGAGCUCAUUCGGGAGGUUGAGAUGGGACCGUUCAAGCAUACCGUCGACGACGGUCUGGACAUUCGCAAGGCAGCAUUUGAGUGCAUGUACACACUACUCGAGCAGGGCUUGGAUCGGGUGGAUGUCAUGCAAUUUUUGGACCAUGUCCAAGCCGGUCUCUGCGACCAUUACGACAUUAAAAUGUUGACCUAUCUGAUGACAGCGCGCUUGGCCGUGCUUUGCCCGGAUAAGGUUCUUUUAAGACUCGAUCAAUUUAUACAGCAACUACGUGAUACGUGCACACACAAAGUGAAGGCCAAUUCUGUAAAACAGGAGUACGAAAAGCAAGACGAACUGAAGCGUUCGGCCCUACGUGCUGUUUCUGCUCUUUCCCAAAUUCCCAAAGCAAACAAGAAUCCACAAUUAAUGGACUUCCUGAAGUCGAUCAAGGAGACCCCUGAGCUGAGCAAGAUCUAUGAUUACAUUCAGAAGGAUUCAGUUGCCGGCAGCUCAGACAUAAUUGUAAUGGAUCAAAGCUAAAAGCGGAAAUUUGUUUUCUUAUUCCUUUACUUAAUUAAGAAAUAUGCGUGUACGCACAAACAAGUAUCUCUUUUCUGAUAUAGCUUUUAGAUUUUCUAAUAAGAAAUAAAUGCAGAUCGACUUGAAGCA
Messenger RNA from Drosophila bipectinata, 4069 nucleotides. RefSeq names its product Cullin-associated and neddylation-dissociated 1 (gene Cand1). Gene Ontology annotation, cellular component: nucleus. Gene Ontology annotation, biological process: SCF complex assembly; protein ubiquitination. The record is from RefSeq and is a predicted model, not a curated record. NCBI's taxonomy places the organism in Eukaryota, Metazoa, Arthropoda, Insecta, Diptera, Drosophilidae.